Cuculus canorus (common cuckoo) is the source of this 4103-nucleotide messenger RNA. RefSeq names its product solute carrier family 35 member B4 (gene SLC35B4). Gene Ontology annotation, molecular function: UDP-xylose transmembrane transporter activity; UDP-N-acetylglucosamine transmembrane transporter activity. Gene Ontology annotation, biological process: transmembrane transport. Lineage: Eukaryota; Metazoa; Chordata; Aves; Cuculiformes; Cuculidae. The transcript has 10 exons. The record is from RefSeq and is a predicted model, not a curated record. Gene Ontology annotation, cellular component: endoplasmic reticulum membrane; Golgi membrane. The coding region runs from base 146 to 1141 and encodes 331 amino acids.
GCCGCGGUGUCGUUAAACGCACGGCGGCUGGGGAGGAAACUACCGGCUCCCGGGAGGAAGCGGGGGCGGCGAGGAGUAAGGGCUGCGGCCCGGGACCGGGAUGUGGUUCAGCUCGGGACUCUGCCUCGCUGUUUGAGGCCAUACCAUGCACCCAGCAGUGGCAGUGGGGCUGGUGUUCGGCGGCUGCUGCAGCAACGUGGUGUUCCUGGAGCUGCUGGCCAGGCAGUUUCCAGGAUGUGGGAACAUAGUGACAUUCUCCCAGUUCCUAUUUAUCGCUGUGGAAGGCUUUAUCUUCGAAGCCAACUUUGGGAGGAAGAAGCCGGCCAUACCAAUAAGGUACUAUUUCAUCAUGGUGGCCAUGUUCUUCACUGUUAGUGUGGUGAAUAACUAUGCCCUGAACUUAAAUAUUGCCAUGCCACUGCACAUGAUCUUCAGAUCAGGCUCUCUCAUAGCAAGCAUGGCUCUAGGUAUCAUAAUAUUGAAGAAAAGAUACAGCAUAUAUAAAUACACGUCCAUAGCCCUGGUGUCCCUGGGGAUCUUCACCUGCACUUUCAUGUCUGCAAAGCAAGUGGCGUCUGACUCCAGCUUAAAUGAAGAGGAUGGACUUCAGGUUUUCUUGUGGUGGCUGUUAGGUAUUGCUGCACUCACGUUCGCCCUCCUCAUGUCUGCCAGGAUGGGGAUUUUCCAGGAGAUGCUAUACAAGCAGUUUGGGAAGCACUCCAAAGAGGCCCUUUUUUACAAUCAUGCGUUACCACUCCCUGGCUUUCUCCUCCUUGCUCCAAACAUCUACCACCAUGCAGUCCUCUUCAGCCAGUCUGAGCCAUUCCAGGUCCCAGUGAUCGGCCUGACCCUGCCAAUCAUGUGGUUCUACCUCCUCAUGAACGUCAUCACUCAAUACGUCUGCAUCCGAGGCGUCUUCAUCCUCACCACGGAAUGCACCUCCCUCACCGUCACGCUGGUGGUGACGCUACGCAAGUUUGUCAGCCUCAUCUUCUCCAUCCUAUACUUUCGCAACCCCUUCACGGCCUGGCACUGGCUCGGCACCGCCUUCGUCUUUGUUGGGACUCUCAUGUACACGGAGGUGUGGAACAGCCUCGGGCCUUUCUUGGCCCGCUGGAAGAAGAGGCCAAAGGAGGAGUAGCAGCCACGGACUCUCUGCAGGGACCUUUUUAUUGUUUUAUAGAGCAGAGCAGCAGGGAAUCCCCCAGAGGGGGAUUGUUUUUAUAACACAGGGGAGGUGUUGGCUGUGCCAAGCUCCUGGGAAAUGUGAAGCCUCCACUGGGAACCGAUCUGAAAUGGAUCCUGGAGAGACGAUACGGUUAUUUUUGCAAGGUUAAAUUUCUUUUGUGUAACUCCUCCGGCUUCCAACCUCUCCCUUUGUUUUUUUUUUUUGUUUGAAUAACCCUUUUUAAGUAAUGUAAAAGCCAGUUCUCUGCUAGAAGCCCAACGUUAUCGUGGUGUUGUCUCGUCCUUCCAGUUUUCAUGUGCUGGACCCUCAACCUGUGUGGUGCCGUCCUUUAAUGUCCUGGUGGCCAUCAUGGAUGGCUGAGCAUUGGGGGAGUGCUGUUUGUGCCAGGCCUGGCUGUUAACCUGAGUCCUUGGUGCCUGAUCUUGUUGGAUACAUGUGUAGCUGGAGCCUUGCAGUCUGACCAGUAGAUCCUCCACUGGGCAGUGGCUCAGGUAGCUGAUCCAAGCCUCAUCGCUUGUAGCACGACCAGUUUUGGAGCCUGAGGAAACCAAGAAGGGUGAUGCUAAGGAGACAGAAAGUGUUACCUUUGCAGCCUUCUCAGGGAGAUGGUGAAGUGCUGUUGAGACUUCGCUGAGGCUUUGGGCAUUUCCUGCUGCUUCACCAGCUGGAGAGGAUCAUGGGUUCCUCCUGCCUUGGUUAGGUGCUCAGUGCAGGUCACUUCUCAGUUGCUUCCUGCUGUUUCCCUCAUUACAAGUAUGUUUUGUGAGCUUUGUUUCCACAAACCAUGCUGAGCCACCAACGCGUCUUUGAUCCCCUCAGAUCCAGCCACACCUCCCAGAUCCAGCCACACCUCAAGGUUCAAACGAUGCCAAGAAACUUAAGAAGGGCCAGUGCAUCUGAGCUUAUUUCUGCUGCUGGCGGUGAGCUGGUUUUACCAUUCCUUCACCCAGUUCUCCUCUCUUCUCCCACCCCUUGGGCAUCAGCUUUGCUUGUGGCAUCAUAGCAGCUCUCACCUGGCACAGGACCGGUGUCUCUUGGUGUCACCCCUGGGUGUCACAGCUUGUCUGGAGCUGCAGGAGCUUUGGGUUUGUGACUCCCAGCAAGGUGAGGAACAGCAGCCGUAGCUUUCCCAGGAGCUGCUCAUUGUUGGGCAGGGUGUUAGCAUGGAGCUUUGGAGUAGCUGGGAGCACUGUUUCGUGCUGCCUCACUUUUCCUGGAGCAUCUUGUCCUCAUCAUUGUGAUACUGUCCCUGCUCAGCUGGGAUAAUUGAGGCACCCAGCAAUGUCAGCCUGAUUCCCAUCAAGCUUGGACACGUAAGGACUUGUACUCUGUUAUUCCUCCACCCACCGAUGGCUUCCAGCCUUGGUGUUUGCAGCCCUUCCAAUGUUAAACCUGCGCUUGCGGUGGGUGAAUCCCAGCUGGCAGCAAAGCACCAUGAAAAGAUGGGGAGAUAAAAGAGCAAACCCAAGGAAAACUGUGAGUAGAGCUGAGUAUGGUUUAACAGCAAAGGAAAGGGGGAAACACCCAAGUGAUGCAAAGGCAAACUCCUCACCAUCUCCCACCAUCAGACCUGUGCCUAGUCAGUCCCGGAGCAACAGCCACCUUUCCCAAACCUCCUCCCUUCUGGUUUUAUUGUGGAUUUUCAGCUGUCUUGACUUUGCCCCUUCUCAGGUUCUUGUCCACCCAUGGCCUAAUUGGGGGUGGGAGGCAGAGUCGGAAGGGAAAAAAGCUAAAGCCUGGGUGAUGUAUGAGCAACACUGAUAUGUUGGCAGCGCUGUUUCAGCCAUAACUCCAAAGCACAGCACUGUAUGGGUCACUAUGGACAAAGUUAACUCCACCCCAGGCAGUAGGAUGCUGAUGGUAUCUGCAGCUCACUCCUUCCUGGGGUGCUGAAGGGUUUUCCCUUCUGGUUUUGAUUGUUCCUGAGCCUGAAAAACCUGGGAUGCUUCCAAGGAAUUUGUAGCUGGGGAGGCUGUUUGCCAACGGCUACCCCCGGCACCUCGUGCAGGUCAGCUCUCGCUUCCAGGUGUUUGUGCAGGCUCCAGGAAAGACUCUGCAAGGCAAACCCCUUCUCCCACACCUUGAUCUUCAAAGCUAUUAACACAGAGCUUCAGGUGUGGCAGGGAGGGAGGGGAACACAACGCAAACCCAGCACGAAAGCAUCAGGGACGCUGGUGGUGUUCAUCAGAGCUUAAACCACUGAGGUGUUAACACCAGGCUGGAACAGGUUGGGCAGUGGGAGCUGUAACUCCUCGUAGGUGGCCAUGGUGGUGAUUGCUGUAGCCUGGGCUGGGGAUUUGAGCAAAGCAAUUGCUGAGCAGGUGCCUGAGUGAGCGUAACAGACUGUACAUAACCUACUUGCUAGGUCGCUCUUCGUAUCAGCAGCAUUCCAUGUUGUCUGCAGUUUCUGUGUGGUGCUGGUAGGUCUGCGGAUGCUUGGGUUUCUCUUUUUUUUAACCAUGUGCUGUACUUCGUCUUCACUCCCACCAGAUGUCAACAACAACGGGUUAUUAUUUGGCAUUUGGGUGUAUUUUUUUACUGUGUGAUAUGUGUGUUUCUGAAUAUUUAUAAUAGUUAGAUCAUUGCAGAAGUGGCAGCGAUUCCCUUCCUGUUGUAGGAGAGUGGGUGAACUUGCCCAGCUGUGAGAUGGAGAGAAGGACCAUGUAGGAGGGUCCUGUUAGCCAAAACCAGUAUCUGAAGCCAGGGCUCCUUCCCAAACAGGGCUAUAGGUUUCUUUGGAUUUUAAUAUUUGCUGUAGAGAUAAUAGCAUAUAUUUUUAGCAGAGGCUGGAUGAGCAGGUGAGCCAAAGUACUUUUUGACCAGUGUUGUGCAUUUGCAGAGCUGGUGGGUUUAGGGUGACAUUUUUGGUUUUGUUUUAAAUGCAAAAUAAACGUGUAUCCUCUUCAAAGUGCGC